This is a messenger RNA of Pseudopipra pipra, 1878 nucleotides long. It is a transcript of the gene HEXB, whose product is annotated as hexosaminidase subunit beta. The transcript is spliced from 10 exons. Gene Ontology annotation, biological process: carbohydrate metabolic process; ganglioside catabolic process; glycosaminoglycan metabolic process. Gene Ontology annotation, molecular function: beta-N-acetylhexosaminidase activity. The record is from RefSeq and is a predicted model, not a curated record. Lineage: Eukaryota; Metazoa; Chordata; Aves; Passeriformes; Pipridae. Gene Ontology annotation, cellular component: lysosome; membrane. Bases 767 to 1768 code for a protein of 333 amino acids.
UGUGUGUAGUGUUUCAUUUGCAAUGGAGGGUGCUUCUCAAGUAGAUACUUGUGCUGUUGUUUGUUGUCUUGUCUAAAAAAGAUAUCGAAAGAGACUUGCAUUUCUACCAGUUUUGUGUUUCUGUAACUGUUGCUGUUCUGUUUUCUUUCCUUAAAUUGCAUCUGUAUCUCUCCAACACAUUACUAGAGCUAUCUUUUAUGCAAUUUUGCUGGUUUAAGAACAAGUGUACUUUUCCUCCCACCUCUGUGCCUGCUUGAAUCCAGGGUAAUAAAAAGCAUCAGUAAUCUCUUCACUGACAUGUGGUAAUAAGAUGCUUAGGGCAGCAGUUCACAUACCUUUCUUAUUCGUGUUCAGCUGUUGUACUGUAUUUGCAGGAAGGGCAUUGCUCUUGAGAGAAGAGUGGCUGAGGUGAAAGUCAGGAGAUGUAAUUUUCUAUGUGGAAGGAUGGUAUUUGAUAGAAAUGAACAGAGACGUGGCAGUUAAAACUUCUGCAGUGUAAUGAAACAGAUGAGAUAAUUUUGGGGAAUGAACAAGGUAUAAAUAUCCUUUUGGAUUUGGUGGGAGUUCCUGAAGAGAUUUUAUCACUUCUUUAAACACAGAUUGGUGAAAAAAAGAAUGGGAGAAAUGUGAGAAUAAUUGUAUUGUGGCAAGGGAUUAGAAAACAGCUGUGUUGCAAUCAGUCAUGAACAAUGUAGAGAACGCUUAUUUGGCCUGCUCACAGCACAUGCUUCUACGGACUAUCAAGCUAGCAUAACUCAGGGAUGCCAUGGCUUUUAACAAGUUCAAUGUUUUCCACUGGCAUAUAGUAGAUGACCAGUCAUUCCCUUACCAGAGCAUUUAUUUCCCUGAAUUAAGUGAUAAGGGAGCGUACUCCCGUAAUCUCAUCUAUACUCCUGCUGAUGUCCGUCUGGUGAUUGAGUAUGCCCGAUUAAGAGGCAUUAGAGUUAUCCCAGAGUUUGAUACCCCAGGACACACGCAGUCUUGGGGAAAAGGUCAAAAAGAUCUUCUCACUCCUUGUUACGAUGGAGGACAGCCAACUGGGUCCUUUGGACCUGUAAAUCCUAUUUUGAAUACAACUUAUGACUUCAUGACUAAAUUCUUCAAAGAGAUCAGCAGUGUGUUUCCAGAUGCAUACAUUCAUUUGGGAGGAGAUGAAGUGGACUUCAGUUGCUGGAAAUCUAACCCUGAAGUGAAAGAGUUCAUGAAGAAGCAAGGUUUUGGCAGUGACUAUGCUAAACUGGAAUCUUACUAUAUUCAGAACAUUUUGGACAUUGUUUCCUCCUAUAACAAAGGACAAAUCAUCUGGCAAGAAGUGUUUGAUCACAAAGCACAGCUGAAACCAGACACUGUAGUUCAAGUGUGGAUGGCAAACAGCUAUGCUCGUGAACUGAGCAGCGUCACUGGAGCUGGGUUCCCCGCUGUCCUGGCUGCACCCUGGUACUUGGACUACAUCAGUUAUGGGCAAGACUGGAAGAAAUACUACCGUGUUGAACCACUUGACUUCCCUGGAUCUGAAGAACAGAAGAAACUUUUAAUAGGUGGAGAAGCCUGCCUGUGGGGGGAAUUUGUGGACGCAACUAACCUGACACCAAGAUUAUGGCCUCGAGCAAGUGCUGUAGGAGAAAGACUCUGGAGCAGCAGGAAUGUGACCGACUUGCAAGAUGCCUAUAGAAGGCUGAGGAAUCAUCGCUGCCGCAUGCUCCGCCGUGGCAUAGCAGCCGAACCGGUGUUUGUUGGAUACUGCGCCCAUGAAGGGAGACGGCCGUAACUGCUGCAAAGACUUCUCCUCAACAACCUGAAGUGCCUCUGGGGAAUGCAUAUGUAUUUGAAUCAAGAUUUAAAAUUUUCACUUUUAAAAUAAAAUUUUUUGAUAACCUU